Monascus purpureus is the source of this 609-nucleotide messenger RNA. NCBI's taxonomy places the organism in Eukaryota, Fungi, Ascomycota, Eurotiomycetes, Eurotiales, Aspergillaceae. The record is from the annotation of a GenBank genome assembly.
AUGCGAAACCUGUCCUCGCAUAUUCCGAAGCUGGAGCGCCUGUCACCAGCACAUGGGCGACCUGGAUCACUGGCACCACACUUUAAAUGUGAGACUUGCACCAGAGAAUUUCGGUCUCAGAAUGCGGUAAACCAGCACAUGUCGAGCCUUGGGCACUGGGCGCCGAAAAUCUCGUGUGAGACGUGCUCAGAGAAAUUCCAUACGCAGGGCGCCGCGGAUGAACAUAUGGAGGGCCUGGGCCACUGCAAAAACUACUGCAGAGAGUGUAGGCGGGGUUUCAUGAAUGAGAACAGUUUGAAGAUGCACCUCAACUCCAGGAUCCAUCGUGGCUCCAAUAUCCCGUGUCCAUUUUGCAAGACAGAUUUCACGACUGCCAGUGGUCUUGCGCAUCAUCUGGAGAGAGCGUCCUGCCGUCAGGCGCCUGGGCUCAAUCGUGAAACCAUCCUCCAAAUCGUCCGCGAGCGUGAUCCACACGGCGUGAUAACCAGGAAGCAGAUCGGGUGGAUCAAGAAGACAACUCGAUAUACACGGCCACCGAGAUGGCAUUUAAUGGCUCCCAUUGGGAGUGCUACAUUUGCCACAAACAGUUCAGUGGGUCAUGCGGUCUAA